Molecule: messenger RNA, 627 nt
Organism: Eucalyptus grandis
Lineage: Eukaryota; Viridiplantae; Streptophyta; Magnoliopsida; Myrtales; Myrtaceae
Exons: 2
Coding region: 1-627 (208 amino acids)
Source: RefSeq, a predicted model, not a curated record
AUGAAGCUAUUGUGCUGGAAUUGUCAGGGGUUGGGCACACCCUUGACAAUUCAGGCAUUAAGGGUCCUAGCGACCCAGGAAAGGCCCAGUAUUAUGUUUAUUAUGGAGACAAAAAAUCAAGAACUCAAGGUGCAGCGUAUAAGAAGGAGGCUGAAAUUUCACAAUGGCUUUGUGGUGAAUCCAGAAGGAAUAGGUGGAGGAUUGGCUCUUUUCUGGGAUGAGCAGAUUGUGGCCCAAAAGUUGGGAGAAUGGAGUAAAAAUAGGACGGUAAAUGCAGAUAUUAGAAUUAAGGUGCUGAGAAAUGAGCUGCAAAGAUUGACAAAUAGUGUUGGGAAGGAAAAAGAAAGUGAAACAGCAAAGCAGAUAACCCAGGAGUUAGAAAAGCUGUGGAGUCAAGAGGAGAUGUAUUGGGGAAUGCGCUCGAGAAUUACUUGGCUCAAGUGUGGGGAUAGGAAUACUAAAUUUUUCCAUGCAUCAACUAUCCAAAGGAGAUCCAGAAAUAGAAUUACCUUGCUGAAAAACGCUGAAGAGGAAUGGGUGAAUGAGGAACAGUCUUUGAAGGAGAUGACAGUCGCUUCUUCAAAAACUUAUAUAACUCAGUUGGGCCUCGCAACUUUCAGCCUGUAA